AUGCCAGCUCCAUUCGAAAAAGGUUCUGAAAAAAAAGGUGCCAACUUAUUUAAAACCAGAUGUUUACAAUGUCACACUGUUGAAAAAGGUGGUGCUCAUAAAGUUGGUCCAAAUUUGAAUGGUGUUUUCGGAAGAAAAUCCGGUCAAGCUGCUGGUUUCUCUUAUACCGAUGCCAACAAGAAAAAGGGUGUUGAAUGGUCUGAACAAACCAUGUCUGAUUACUUGGAAAACCCAAAGAAAUACAUUCCUGGUACCAAGAUGGCUUUUGGUGGUUUGAAAAAACCAAAGGAUAGAAAUGAUUUGAUUACUUAUUUGGCUAAAGCUACUAAAUAA
Molecule: messenger RNA, 333 nt
Organism: Hyphopichia burtonii NRRL Y-1933
Lineage: Eukaryota; Fungi; Ascomycota; Pichiomycetes; Serinales; Debaryomycetaceae
Gene: CYC1
Product: cytochrome c
Exons: 1
Coding region: 1-333 (110 amino acids)
Biological process (GO): mitochondrial electron transport, cytochrome c to oxygen; mitochondrial electron transport, ubiquinol to cytochrome c
Cellular component (GO): mitochondrial intermembrane space
Molecular function (GO): heme binding; electron transfer activity
Source: RefSeq, a predicted model, not a curated record